Messenger RNA from Parastagonospora nodorum SN15, 351 nucleotides. RefSeq lists its product as hypothetical. NCBI's taxonomy places the organism in Eukaryota, Fungi, Ascomycota, Dothideomycetes, Pleosporales, Phaeosphaeriaceae. The transcript has 2 exons. The record is from RefSeq and is a predicted model, not a curated record. The coding region runs from base 1 to 351 and encodes 116 amino acids.
AUGGCCAAUGCCGCGUCGCCAAAGUGCUCGGCUCGGUUGCAUCAGCGAUUCGCUCCCGGCUACAGAGCCCGCAUCACGAUUGCGAGUGGGCCAACGACGAUGAUGAUGCGUCAAGCCGGUUCAGCUUCCGCAAGCGAUUGGCCACCUAGCCACGAAAUGCCAGGAACCAUGUUCUCGGAAGAGGCGGGACGAGCGCACGCGCACACGCAAUGCACGCACUCUUCUUCCAAGAAGAGGAUUUUCUGCUGGCCUCGGCUUUUCGGCGGUCGGAUUCUGCGAAUUGCGCGCUUGCUUGUUGCCGCUGUGGCAGUUCGGUCAAUUUUCUCCUCAUCCUCGUCCGGUGUACCAUGA